UUUUUUUUAAGGGAAAGCAAAUUAACAGUAAUUGUUACUUUUAUUAAUUGCCGGCAAAGUUAUUAUGUAGUAUGCGUAUGAAUCGGAGAACUGAGCCUGAGCUCUCCUCCAUUUUUCAAUCGGAGAACUAAAUUACAGAUGCGGCGCCACUGUACAACCACGCCGACGGCAGACUAAUUGCCGGCGGCCAUAUCAAAUGGCUCCCUCCGCUGCCUUCAGACGGCGGCUGGCCGCCUUUCCUUUCGUUUUCCAAUUUCCUCCGCUGGUCCGUCGAUUGCGCUCAGACGCCACUUUAGAAGCAAUACGAAAAGCGUCGGAGAGCGCAAUUCCCAACUUGGUGUUGUACAAUUAUCCCUCGUUCUCCGGCGCAUUUGGAGCGCUUUUCGCGCACCUCUACCACUCUCGACUCAACCUCCCUUGCCUCAUUUUGCCUUUCUCAUCCGUCGCGCCCUUCAGUGUUGAUGACUUGUGCAUAGAAGGAAUGAAGACAUGCUACUUUCUAGACUUUUUGGGUCCAAAAGGUUUUCCUUUGGUGCUUUCCAGGCGAACAUCAUCCAUGGUUAUUGGAUUUGAUCACCGGAAAUCAGUGCUUUCCCGAAUUUCUUCUGGGGAAGAUUCUGAUCCCAAUAUUUCGUUUCAUGUAAAUAUUGAGAAGAGCAGCUCCACUGCUGUAUAUGAAUAUUUCUCUGCUAAACUUUCAGAGACAAGAUCUGAUCAGAUUGAUAGUAUAAGCCUGCUAAACCGUAACGAUCAAGAACGCAUGGAGAUCAUUCUCAAAUACAUUGAAGCUGGAGAUCUACAGCGGUGGAAUUUACCCAACAUUAAAGCGUUUAAUAUUGGACUAAGAGAAUGGCGGUCGAAAUUAAACUGCAUCACUAACCCACUCAUGUAUCAACAGUUAAUGGAGAUUUGCUCUACAGACUUGAUCAUCAAGGGAGACACCUAUCUUUCUAAUCGAUUGACAGAAGCAAGUAAACUGCUGAAUAAGGUCUUCAGGGUUAAGUUGGGCCGAGGUUUUUAUGGCGAGUGUCUGGGGAUUAGAGCUGAUGGGAACUCAAAUUUCAGUGAUGAAAUGGGCAAGGAACUUAGCCAAAUGAGUGCGGCAGCAGGGCUAAGGCCUAUUGGAGCAGUUGUUUACAUGCACAGAAACAAUCUAAAAAUGUGCCUGAGGACUACGGAUAGCAGUACCGAUACAUCAGAAAUCGCUAAGGCAUAUGGUGGUGGUGGUUUCCCAAGUUCCAGCUCCUUUAUUAUUCGUAUGGAUGAGUAUAACCAGUGGCUUUCAGUGCUGCCAUCACCUACAACAUAAGGCAUUCAGCAAUAUGUUACAAUAAGGAAGUUGGUUGGAACUUACUUCGUUAUAAGCUUGGGUUACUUCCAUGAUUCUAUUGAUUAGUCUUGAUCUUAUGGGUGUCUACCUCAGGGAUUCAAUGCGAUCACUUCUAUAAACUAAAACUUUCCUACACUGAAAUGUUGUAAAUGGUGAUGGGCAGUACAUCCUUCAAAAUAUGGUGUUUUCGUUUUCAUCGCAACAGCAUUGUUGUUUGGCUCUACUUUCAUGUCAAGUGGUGAGGAUCAAGAAACUGGAUCAUUAUAAUUAAUAAGACAAUUUGUCUGUUUUUGCUGAGAUAUACUUUAGCCGCAACAAUGUAACAAUUUUGACUCUGUUUAGACUCGACUCUUGAGAUUAAUGAGGAAAUUGGAUCAAUCAUCAGGUCCCAUUUGGA
Salvia miltiorrhiza (redroot sage) is the source of this 1727-nucleotide messenger RNA. RefSeq lists its product as uncharacterized. The record is from RefSeq and is a predicted model, not a curated record. NCBI's taxonomy places the organism in Eukaryota, Viridiplantae, Streptophyta, Magnoliopsida, Lamiales, Lamiaceae.